AUGGCACGAGUCUGGUCGUUGCAGGAAGUAGCUCAGCAUAACGCGUCCAGCUCCUGCUGGGUGGUCAUAAACAAUAAAGUAUACGACGUGACGGACUUCCUGCCAGCACAUCCAGGGGGCGACAAGAUCAUUCUCAAGUAUGCUGGACGUGACGCUACGGCAGCGUAUGAACCCAUACAUCCCAAGGAUGCUCUGGACAAGCAUUUACCACCAGAGAAACACCUGGGUCCCCUCGAUAGCGCAGGAACCGACGUCCUGAAAGAGGAGCAGGCUGCUCGACGGAAGACGCAAGAUGAGAUUCGUGUGGAGCAAGCGCGCGCACGAAAGCGACCCAUUAAUCAAAUACUAAGUCUUCAGGAUAUGGAGGACGUCGCCCACGAGGUACUAUCAUAUAAAACUUGGGCUUUCUACAGGUCCGCUUCAGACGACGAAAUCACCUACAAUGAAAACCGCCGUGCAUUUUCUCGUUUCUUCUUCCAUCCGCGUGUCCUUAGGCCGGUAUCAAAAGUCGAUCCUUCUACGACCAUACUAGGCUUUAGUAGUUCUCUGCCAAUAUUCGUGAGCGCAGCGUCCCUGGGAAAGUUAGGACACCCCCUUGGCGAGCUCAACAUAACGCGAGGCGCUGGACGUACUGGCAUCAUUCAGAUGAUUUCCCACUAUGCGUCGGUGUCGCGUCAAGAGCUUGCUGCCGCCCGCAUAUCGCCUUCCCAACCACUGUUCUUCCAGCUCUAUAAAGAUAAGGACGACAAGGUGUCAGAGAAGGAUCUGCAUGAAAUCGAGGGAUUGGGAUUCAACGCAGUAUUCCUGACAGUGGAUGCCUCCCUAAAUGGAAACCGUGAGCGAGAUCUGAAAGCGCCCUUUGAGCUCGAGGCGCAAGAACGGCUGUUGGAAGAAGCUCAAGUUGCCGGUAAAGGUGAGAUGCCGGAAAGGCCUGAGGAUGCGGAUAACAAACUGGUGGAGGGCGAGCUUGUCUUGGUAGGCACGUCAGGCGGCUUGCGGACAACGUCCGACUUAGAUAUGUCUUGGUCAAGAACUCUUCCUUGGCUGAGGAGAACCACGAAGUUGCCCAUUGUCCUUAAAGGUAUCCAAACUGUCGCGGACGCAGUUAUGGCUGUAGAAGCUGGAGUAGAAGGUAUCUUGAUCUCGAAUCAUGGCGUUGGUCAUUUUGCCGAAUUAUUUUGUAGCUCUCUGCCUCCCAUAGAGGUCCUGUAUAGAAUUCGAAAGGAGCGUCCGGACGUGUUUGACAAAUUAGAAGUCUAUAUUGACUGCGGAGUACAUCGUGGUACCGACGUCCUGAAAGCAUUAUGCCUAGGUGCUCGAGCCGUCGGUCUUGGAAGAGCCUUCCACUUUGCACAAAGCGCAUACGGUGAAGCUGGUGUUGUGCAGACUGUACGCAUCUUGCAGCGAGAAAUCAUUCUCGGUAUGAGAUUACUUGGUGUCACCAGUGUAAAGGAGCUGGUACCAGAAAUGAUAGAGCGUGUGGAUUGGCAGCCCUUACUCUCCAAAAUGUGA
Messenger RNA from Fibroporia radiculosa, 1512 nucleotides. RefSeq lists its product as uncharacterized. The coding region runs from base 1 to 1512 and encodes 503 amino acids. Gene Ontology annotation, biological process: lactate metabolic process. Gene Ontology annotation, molecular function: heme binding; L-lactate dehydrogenase (cytochrome) activity. The record is from RefSeq and is a predicted model, not a curated record. The transcript has 14 exons. Lineage: Eukaryota; Fungi; Basidiomycota; Agaricomycetes; Polyporales; Fibroporiaceae.